Messenger RNA from Frieseomelitta varia, 1998 nucleotides. Its product is annotated as 5'-3' exoribonuclease 2-like. The coding region runs from base 525 to 1775 and encodes 416 amino acids. Lineage: Eukaryota; Metazoa; Arthropoda; Insecta; Hymenoptera; Apidae. The transcript is spliced from 10 exons. The record is from RefSeq and is a predicted model, not a curated record.
CGCAAGGGUCAGUCUAUUACCAAAUAUUGUAGAGUGAGGAUCUAGUGCCGCGUUGAUAUUUAUUUAAGUGCGUGAUAUUUCAUCAUUUUUCGUUAUUCAGAACCAUUUUAGUAUUACUUAACACCGUUUACUUAACAUUGUUGGUUGAUGUUGAAAAAUUCGAAGUAUUGAGGGAACGCGAAAUUCAAAACGACGCCAUCUGAAGAUGUGGUUCCUUUUAACUGUUACCUCUUUCAUGAAAUUUGACGAUUCCUAUUUAAUGACGAGCUUGAUGAUGGUUUGAGUCACAACUACAUUGAUGACAACGUUUUUCGCAGAUAAUUUAACAACGAAAAGUAAGCUUGAAAAAGGAGCUGCCAGUCCUGAAGGACAAAUGCGUGACAAUAUUCCAUGCGUGGCCACUAUAUAAAAAGGUGAAACUCGUGGAAAGAGUUACUUUUGUUCCUUUGGUCUUUACGUUAGAACGUGUCUAAAAAAAUUGUUCUCCCUCUUCGGUGAACUCUCACCUAAUUAGAUUUUUCAUUAUGUCGCAACGAUUCGUUUGCGCUUUGUUAACGGCCAGCGUUGUUUGCUGUGCACUCGCGGAGAAUAAUGAGUUAGCCGCAGUUUCUGAAUUCGUUAAGAAACAGUCUACGGAAGACAAACCCUCCUCGAACGUUGUACACGGUAAAAAUUCUUCCAAGACGUCACAUUUAAACAGCAUAGUGCCGAAUAGCGAGCAAUCUGGACACGAGAAGAACAUGGAUAAGCACCCACGAACGAUCAACCAUCGAUUGGAAUCUGAUUCGAGAGGUUCCAGUUGCUGCGGAUCCAGAUACGGUUCCAAUUCGUCAACGCGACCCGAUUCGCAUUACAGUAGGAUCCCUGGGGACAGCAGUCGAUAUCCAACUAAGUUUGGCGAACGUUUGCCCUUUGAUAGAUACGGUUGGCAAACUCAAGGAUCAUUAUCAGGAAGCAUUGGAAGACCCGGAAGUGGGAAUUACGCUGGAACUGCGUUUUAUGAAGGAAGUCAAGCAGGCGAUAGAUUUGGUUCACGACCGAGCUAUGGAAGCGAAGGUUCACGCAAACCCGGUGGUUACGAUUCCAGCGUGUCUGGAGGAUAUGGUUAUGCUAACAGUGGUUUCGGAGGGUAUAGUUUUAACCGACCAACUGGGUACGCAGGGUCUACUGGUGGUUAUGGAAUUUCAGGAACUUUUGCUAAUGGCGAUGAAUUCGGACCUGUGGAGCCAAAUCGUCCAGAGGGACAUACUCCUUCCUAUCCAAACAUUAACGCGCAGAAGGCGGUCGCUUUAAAAGCAUUAGCAGGCGUUGCACUAAUUGGAGCAGCCGCAGCUUUAGCAACGAAUCCCGUUCUUCUUCCGCUCGGAGUUGUGUCAGGCAGAAGGAAACGAUCGAGCGUGUCCAUUAAAGACAGAGAUGCUUAUAUGAAUUACAUAAUGAACUUGAAAAGUAACGUUACCAAGUUGGACGAUAAAGAUGGAAACAAAAUAUCUGUCUCACCAACAUGUGUCGCCAGACUCACGUGUGAGAUCCAAAAGAAUUACUGGAUCAAUCGUAAGAAGGAUGCUAACUUUCUCAAAGAAAGAUCAGCGCUAGAACGUCAUCUGAACAAUUUACUUCUAAACAGUGUACCUAACGAAGAAUUUGUGAAUGCACGCAUUAAAAGCUUGGUAAAAGCAGCAACGAUUGUUGCCUCGAAUGGGGAGAAUUGCAGCACAUUUACUUGUACAUUUCUAAAAAACAAAAAAGCCAAAAGUUUUGUUUUUAAACUUUAGAGUUUGGGACCUUGUAAUUGUAAUUUGACAUUCGCUUAAAGAUACAAAACGGUAAAAGAAUAAAAACGCGAAAUAUGCUGAUGCGUAGUACUGUUGUGCUGUUGAUUAUUACACUAGUUUCCUCUUCUUGCCAUCGAAAGGAAGAAACCAUACGAGAAAGUAAGAUAAAGAUAGGAAAUAGUACAAAAUAUAAAGUUAAUGAAAUUGAGAAAAUAAAGAUAAA